Tuber aestivum (summer truffle) is the source of this 567-nucleotide messenger RNA. The record is from the annotation of a GenBank genome assembly. Lineage: Eukaryota; Fungi; Ascomycota; Pezizomycetes; Pezizales; Tuberaceae.
AUGCACGCCACGCUGGAUAUCCCUCCGUCCCUCUUACAGCUCAAGCAUGGUGGCGUCCGCGACUUUGAUCUUGUAUACAGCCUGGAUCAGGAGCUAGCCGCGUACGGGUCGUUGGCGAACACGGGUGACAAGAUUGAGGUCGUUGUGGAUAUGGAUCUGCAGCCGGCUUGGGGGUUAAGGAUAGGGAGUAAAAUAGGCCGAAUUUUGCAUGAUUGGUGCUGUGGGGUGGAGUGUAGUGGAGUGCAGGAGGGGCUAAGGAUAGGUGCGUGGAAAUAGGUAUUUCAAACGUUGAACAUGGCCUAUGUUCGGCUUGUUUGUAAUCCGGUUUCUGGGUUUUGUGCUGGCAAAGGUGGCAGUGGAUGAUUACCUGCAUGAGGUUUGCGUGGGAGGUCAGGAGUAUUUUCAAGGCGCUGGUGCCAGUUCGGGAGCGGGAGGGGCUCUUCUUUGAGUAAGAUUCACACGAAGCAUGUGGUGGUUGGCUGUGCGGUUCUCCGCUGUGUUUUAGUUAUCCAGGGUGCCAGAUUUCUGUCCACUGUUGCGGGGGAGCGCAGGUGGCACGUUCUAUAA